ACUCUCUGCAUUGGCCCAGACCACGCUAUCCCCGGCUCUGGGCAGAAUAUAAAAGAAGAGCGCUCUAGGAUUUUGGUGUAGUGCCCCUUACAGCCACGAUGAAGCUCGUUGUUCUUGUCGUCCUGUGCUUCCAGCAGGUGUUGUCGGCACCUAAUCCACCAGCUGAUGACUUGGCCGUGAUGAAAGCCGACUUUGAUGCGUGCCUGCAGGAGACGGGAUCUACUUAUGAGGAGACCUUGGCCUGGGCUGACGGUGCGGAUGCCAGUGAAAAUUUAAAAUGUCAAAUAAAAUGUGCAAUGCUGAAGGCAAAGAAGAUGACGGAGGACGGCCAUUUGGUAUUGUCCACAAUGCUUGAACACGCGCCGCAUGAACACCAAGACUUGAUUCGCCAGUGUGUAGAAAUAGAGCAAGGAGGCGACGAUUUGUGUGACUUGGGUUAUAGACACCAAAAAUGUCUGCGAGAAAAGGCUCCUGAGUGGUAUGCGGAAAUGGUAAAAAAGAUUCUCGGUGCCGUCAACUAAAGCGGAGGAGGAUAAAAGAUUCUACGAUGCAUAAAUGAGACAGUUCCAUGCAAAGGCAAGAAUUAGUUUUUAAUCGAGUUUAAUGCUUGCCUUCUCGCCAAAAGGAGCAGACUCUGGUAUAUUGUAUUGGCCGAACUAGGGAAAAUAUCAAGACACAAUAAAAUGAAAAAUGCGAGCAUUUAA
Messenger RNA from Frankliniella occidentalis (western flower thrips), 704 nucleotides. RefSeq lists its product as uncharacterized. The transcript is spliced from 7 exons. Gene Ontology annotation, molecular function: odorant binding. The record is from RefSeq and is a predicted model, not a curated record. Bases 99 to 521 code for a protein of 140 amino acids. NCBI's taxonomy places the organism in Eukaryota, Metazoa, Arthropoda, Insecta, Thysanoptera, Thripidae.